Molecule: messenger RNA, 1139 nt
Organism: Ceraceosorus bombacis
Lineage: Eukaryota; Fungi; Basidiomycota; Exobasidiomycetes; Ceraceosorales; Ceraceosoraceae
Source: the annotation of a GenBank genome assembly
AUGUCAUCCAGCGGGCCACCCGGAGCCACGCUGCUUCAAGCAGGAAGCAGAGCUCGGGGCACAAGCACGCGUCAUCCACGUCAAUCAUCCGGUGUAUACAGCACAUUUUCAGCCAAACAGAUUCACGGAUUCAGAGAAGCUUUUUCCAUGCUGGACGACUCGUCGUCGGAUGGGUUUUUGGAUGCCAACGAUCUGAAAAGGGUGUUGGGAGAUUUGGGAAUGAGAAACGAGGAAGAGGAUGUGAGGAAAUUGCUAAGCAGCGCUAAUACCGAUGCGCAAGGAAGGAUCAACUUUACGCAAUUCUUGACCAUGUUUGGAGAACAUUUGGAUGAGGUGAGUGGGGCAUGCUGGAUGUUCUGCGGGAUGAAGGCGUUCGGUGCAAUCGACCCAUGCAAGCAAGGGUGCUCACAUUGUGAAACUUCCUUCCCAUAUCCAGCUUGACGAGGCUUCUGACCUCUUGUCGGCUUUCGAGUGCUUUGACGAGAGGGAUGAAGGUAGCAUAGAGAGUGGGGAGCUCAGAUAUUGGCUAGCAGAAGUGGGGGACAAGAUGACGGACGAAGAGGUGAGUCUUCCAUGUCCGAUAAGGCGGGUAGCAAGCGGGGAUAGUCCAGGUUCAUCUCGCGAGACGACCCGUUCGAAGAAGCGCAGCUCUGGGCCCGACUGCGGGCGACUACGAUGGCGUCUGCCAGGCGUAUGGACAUGGGUGUCCUUCGAGGCUGAGCGCAUCGCGUGGCCGCAAUCAUGCUCUUCUUCAUCCUGCGUUCAGCGUCCCAGAGAAGCGUUGCCGAGAAUCAACAAGACGAUGUGGCGAGAUGUCGAAGCUGACAGCCAUCGCUUGCUCCAUCAGAUCGACCGUCUCAUCUCCGGUCCAUUUUUGGAUCGCGCAGGACGCAAGUUUGACUACAAAGCUUGUGAGUGAACCUUCGAGAUGAGGCGCACUAGCAUCAGAGGUGGCCAUCAUUCGCAUACAAGCGCAUGCGAGCAGCCUGCGAGCAGCCCAGCACUCUGAGGAGACAUCCCACUGAGGUGCCGACUGACAAUGCCUGCCUCCUCUCGACCAUCGCCGCGUUGCAGUUGUGGAAGCUGUCAAGAUGAGCGAGCCCGCCGCUUUGGAGAUGCAGAGCUCUGCGCCUGCUUGA